Peronospora farinosa is the source of this 816-nucleotide messenger RNA. NCBI's taxonomy places the organism in Eukaryota, Oomycota, Peronosporomycetes, Peronosporales, Peronosporaceae. The record is from the annotation of a GenBank genome assembly.
AUGCAGUGCCAAACCAGCCUCAUCUCUACCAAAGACAGCACUGCCGAUGCAGUACCACGUGAGGUGGCACCAUUUCUCAAGAGUUUGCGUCGCAUGCUAGAGGAUGAAAGUGCCGCUAUUCUGCGCUGGACACCCGAUGGUCGUGCUUUUGAGAUCCACGACAUGCACGAGAUGAUGGCGCACGUGUUGCCAAAAUAUUUCAAGCAUUGCAAGUAUACGAGUUUCCAGCGACAGCUCAACUACUUCAGUUUUCGCAAAUGGACCAAAUCUAAGGCCAUUGUCUGCACUUUUUCCAAUGACUUUUUCCUGCGUGAUCAGCCCGAACUCGCAUGGCGGAUCACGCGUAAAAAGUCACUGAGUCCUACCAAGCACCGACCUGCUGCUGUUAGAGCCUCGGUCAUGUCAUACUGGAAAAAGGAGCCCAGUAGUACCGUACAAGUGGCUCCUCAUUCGACCUUGGACAGCCCUUAUAUGCUGCUACCGGGCGACGCUAAAUGUUGCGUACCCUUCUUGUCCUCAGCGGACACUGACUUUAUGCUCAAACAACACGAUAUCCGCCACACGCAGCAGGUUCGACGCAGCUACGGCUUCAAUGUGGUGGCACCAACUAAUGUAUACCCGAGAUGCUACGACACAGCGACUACUGGCAGCGUGGAACAGACGGAACCUCUUGACUGGAUUGACUGCUUGCUACCGCCAAUGGACGAGACGUACAUGUACAUGUACCCACCACAAGUCGCCCCAAUUGCGCCGUACACGACAACCUCUUUCAACAUGCACAAAAGCUUUGAGUUUGUGCCUUCCAGUAGUUUGUGA